This is a messenger RNA of Bursaphelenchus xylophilus (pine wood nematode), 1509 nucleotides long. The record is from the annotation of a GenBank genome assembly. Lineage: Eukaryota; Metazoa; Nematoda; Chromadorea; Rhabditida; Aphelenchoididae.
AUGGCCAAACCCGGCCCUCGUUGCUUCUUAUUUCACCAAAUCGACUGUAUCAUCAAGAUUCUUUGGUAUUGGUUUGUCUCAAUCCUUGUGAAGCUCACUCCCUCGUGUUUUUGGCGAGAGAAGCCGAUCAAAGGCAAGACCGUCCUAAUCACCGGCUCCGGUCGUGGGCUCGGCAAGGCGUUGGCGUUGGAAUUUGCGCGGCGUGGAGCCAACUUGGUCCUGUGGAGCCGUUCGGCGCCUCCGUUGGCUGAAACCAAAGCGGAGAUCGUCGCGCUCGGCGUGAGGGUCGAGACUUAUGUGGUGGACGUGGGGGACAAAGAUCAGGUCCGCUUGGCGGCGGAACGAGUGAAACGAGAGGUGGGGCAAGUGGAUGUGCUGAUUAAUAAUGCCGGAAUUUGCUGGCCCCAUUGCACUUCAACUAUGCCGAAUGAUGAGCUGGACUUGUUCAUAAGGUAAUGAAACCAAAUUGAACGCCGUUUUUGACUUUCUAAAGACCAAGGCAUUAUGCCCAUGCAUUUCAGGACAAAUUUUUUGGCACAGCACUAUGUGAAUCACGAAUUUGUGCCGGAGAUGAUAGAACGCGACGAAGGGCAUGUGGUGGCGAUGUCAAGUGUCUCCGGCAUUAUCAGCAUCCCUUUUCAAGUAAGUUGCGUCGGCAAAAUCUGAACGUUGGUUCGGUAAAACUUGAAUAUACCAUACAACUUGCAACAAAGCAUGGCAAAAUCCAUUUCAGGCCGCAUAUGCCUCAUCCAAACAUGCAAUGUCAUCCUACAUGGCCUCUUUGCACGCUGAACUGCAAUUACUCGAAAGCAAUGUGAAAGUCACUGUAUUAUCAGCAUAUAUCGUGGAGACCGAGAUGACCAAGGGCUUUAACGCGUCGACGUAAGAGAACUACGCUUUUCAGCUGGGAUAUGGAAAUUUGAAAUUUUAAUAUUUAGUACUCCAUGCCUUCUGCCAAACUUGAAAUUGAACUACACCAUUCAACGAUUUGUUCAUGGAAUCUUGACGAAUGAAACGGAAGUAAUCUUGGGACGAUUCUGGUAUUGGAUCAGCUGGUUUUUGGCGUAAGAAAAGUUGAAACAUAGGUUUGAGAUUCAAUAAAUUGUGACAUUUCGUCUCAAAGAAUAACCAUAUAAAUUUUACAUGGUUAUUCUAAGUUUUUUACUGUAAAAAUUCUCAAAAUUUGGCUUUUUACUUUUUUCUUUGAUUUUCGAAAAUCCAAUAAAAUCUGUGACAUUUCGUCCAAAAAAUCUUAAAGGUGCUUUUAACUGUUUUAAUAAAAUGUUGUUCCAAAAACUUGUGUUUUGAAGUGGUUCAAACAACUUUUAAAAAUCCAAUAAAGGCUGUGACACUUCGUCAAAAGCAUCGAUUUAUUUCAGAAGUGCUCCAUUCAUGUCGGCUUACCAUUUUAUGCGUUUCGUUGGCCUGGAUCGCGUGCUACGUGGACUGGUGCAGAAUCGAAUCCCCGAGAAAAGAGCGAAUAGAAACCUGUUGAUUGGGAAGCCAUGA